Encephalitozoon romaleae SJ-2008 is the source of this 1635-nucleotide messenger RNA. RefSeq lists its product as hypothetical. Gene Ontology annotation, biological process: maturation of SSU-rRNA from tricistronic rRNA transcript (SSU-rRNA, 5.8S rRNA, LSU-rRNA); ribosome biogenesis; endonucleolytic cleavage of tricistronic rRNA transcript (SSU-rRNA, 5.8S rRNA, LSU-rRNA). NCBI's taxonomy places the organism in Eukaryota, Fungi, Microsporidia, Unikaryonidae. The record is from RefSeq and is a predicted model, not a curated record. Gene Ontology annotation, cellular component: preribosome, small subunit precursor. The coding region runs from base 1 to 1635 and encodes 544 amino acids. The transcript has a single exon. Gene Ontology annotation, molecular function: U3 snoRNA binding; GTP binding; GTPase activity.
AUGAAAGCUAAGGAUAGGAGGAAUCGAACCAGGAUGAAGACCAUUGAUAGUGUUGCGAAGAUAAAGGAGUCGAAGACUGUGUAUUCGCUGCCCAAUGGACCCUACAUGGUGGUUUCUAUUGUUUCACUAGGAGGAGACUGCGGAAACUAUUUUGACAAAUACUUGCAUGGAGAAGGGGGAUUGUUCUUUUCGGAAGAGCAUAAGAUGAAUUUCUUAUUUAAGCCUACAGACGAGCUUAAUGAACUUCAAUUAGGGUAUACUUGUAGAGCAAGUGAUGUAGUGGUGUUUUUUGUCAAUUCCAACGAAUUGGAAGACAGCAGGCUUAAGAUAAUCAAGAAGUUUGUUCCAAGCUGCUUGUUUUGCAUAGCCAAUCAAGGCCUAAAAGAUACAGCUAAAAGGUUUAUAAAGAAGCAUUUCCCGAAGGAGCGACUAGUUGAGAUAGAUGAAUUGAUGGGAGCUUUAAGCAAUGUGAGAAUUAGAAAUACGUCUGUUUGUAAAAGACCAUACAUUGUACCAAACAAAGUUUAUUGCGAUGGAGAGUACUUCUAUGUUGAAGGGUUCCUGAAACGUGGGUUCCUAACUGACAAAGUGAUUGUCAAUGGGCGAUAUGAGAUGAUCAUUGAAGAAGUUCUUGGUGAUAGAGUAUAUAAGGGGGGUGAUUUGUGUUCAGGGACUGAUCUUAGAGGAACUUUUCACACCGAUGUAGAGAGGUCAGAGGAGGAAUAUGACUCCGAAUCCUUGACAUCUGCUUGCAAUGAUUCUGAUGUAAAGGAAAAUGAUUCUGAUGAUGAGUCUGUCAUAGAGGAUGAAUCGUCUGGAGAAGAUCGUCCCUCGCUUAUAGAUAAGUAUUCUGGGUAUAGAGGAAUAAGAAACCUUUCUACGUGCAACUUUAGAUCAUGUAAUUUUCCAGAGCAUUACAAAAGACUUGUAUUUUUUGACGACUUCAAAAGAGCUGAGAAGCUUGUUAGCGGACAGAACAGUAUAAUUCCCAAUAAUCAGAUGGUAAGGAUAAAGCUCAGAUAUGAAGGGCUUCUUGAAGAGCAGAUAUGUGUGCUAUUUGGAUGCUAUGAAUAUGAGGAUCAGAAGACAAUACACAACUUUUACUUUGAGGGGCAAGAGGCAUUAGGGGAGGAAGACAUGGUUGUUGAUCUAGGGCAUAAGAUUAUUAAUGUACGUCCGAUGAUUACCCGGAAUUUAAACCACAAGGUUUUCAAAAGGCAAAAAGAGCUUGAAUCUGGAGUUAUCAGCUUUAUUGGGCCGAUUGCUUUUGGAUUAUCUAGAGUUCUCAUAUACAAAAAAUCUGUACUGGGAGAGUUGUCUGCAUCAACAUUUGCUUCGGUUGGAAUGAACGGGUUUGUAGGAGAUAGAAUUAUUUUUGAAGAGGCAGUGCUCCAGGGAAUACCAUUCAGGAAUAAGAAGAGGUACAGCCUUGUCAAGCGUAUGUUCAGUAGCAAGGAGGAGGUCAUGUACUUUCGAAACAUUCAGCUAUACAUGCGGAACAAGAAGAUUACGGGAUUUAUUAAGAAGCCCAUAGGAACAAAGGGAACAUUCAAAGGAUAUUUCACCCAGCCUAUAAAAUCUGGAGAUAAGGUGAUGAUGUCUCUAUACAAGAGGGUUUUUCUGGAAAACCAAUAA